Molecule: messenger RNA, 832 nt
Organism: Spodoptera frugiperda (fall armyworm)
Lineage: Eukaryota; Metazoa; Arthropoda; Insecta; Lepidoptera; Noctuidae
Product: zinc finger matrin-type protein 2
Exons: 3
Coding region: 169-765 (198 amino acids)
Biological process (GO): mRNA splicing, via spliceosome
Cellular component (GO): U4/U6 x U5 tri-snRNP complex; spliceosomal complex
Molecular function (GO): zinc ion binding; nucleic acid binding
Source: RefSeq, a predicted model, not a curated record
UAUGUCAUUUGAUUGAGUGACACCCUUAACCAUAGCCAUAGCCACUGCUCUCGUGUUGUUAUUUACUGUGAAGACUUGUAUGUGAACGGAACAAACUGAAUAGUUUUGCACUAAAAUAAAAUAAUCUAAAGUGUUUGUGACUUUUAAAGGACACUUAAUUCCUCCAAAAUGAGUAUGAGACCAGAUGAUCACCGUCGAAAAUGGGACAAAGACGAAUUCGAAAGAAUAGCUGCAGAUCGCUUAAAAGCUGAAAUAGAGGAAGAAGAACGAGCAAAGAAAAAAGCCCCACCUGUGAAAAGAGAGCUUCUCAAACAACGAGACUACAAGGUCGACUUAGAUUCUAAGCUUGGCAAAAGUGUUGUGAUCACAAAGAACACACCUACCUCACAGUCCGGUGGAUACUACUGCAAUGUUUGCGAUUGUGUUGUCAAAGAUUCUAUCAACUUCCUGGACCACAUCAAUGGAAAGAAACAUCAGAGGAAUCUUGGCAUGUCCAUGAAAAUUGAGAGGAGUUCGUUAGAUCAGGUCAAAGCCCGUUUUGCAAUGAACAAACGUAAAUUAGAAGAGAAGAAACGUGAAUAUGAACUCGACACUAGACUAAGGGAAGCAGCGGAAGAAGAAGCUAGAAUUAAGGAGCAACGUCGUGAGAGACGCCGGGACAAGAAACGCAAGCUCAUGGAGUCUGAGGAACCAGAAGACAGUCCAGCACAGUCGGAACUUGCCCAAAUAAUGGGUUUCUCCGGCUUUGGAGGGUCCAAAAAAUAGUACAUAAUGAUUUAAGAGUGUUAUAUAUGUUAUAUCUAAUACAUUAUUAAAAUUGAUUUGAUAUGAA